GGAUAAUAUAAAUAAUUUCUUCAAGGCGUCUCACAAAACAUUCCUGACCAAAAUAAUGUUCAUUGACUUGUGUGAUCACACAGCAGGGAAGGUAUAAAUACCACAUGCAACUAUGAGAGAAGAACAGAAUGCCGAACCCCAACCAGACCAACCAGAGGUGAUUCCUGUUGGCCAUCAUAACUUGGCCUUCACACAAGAUGAAAAACCCCAGAAUGAGAACCCAGAGAAUACUUCAGUGGAGGAACCCAAAUCAAAAUCAAAGACCAAGAACAAGAAGAAAAAGUCUGAUAAGCCAAAGGAACCAAUAAAAACAGUUGGCCUUUUUCAGUUGUUUCGUUAUGCCACCUGUGGAGAUGUCUUCCUGAUGCUGAUUGCUCUUCUGUGUGCUGCUAUUCAUGGUGCUGCAUUGCCCAUAAUGGUUAUUGUGUUUGGAGAGAUGACUGACAGCUUUGUAAAAAGCGGACAACAGGCCAACUUUACAGGAAAUUUAAACAUUACAAUGAAUACUUCAGGCUGCAUUCUUAUACCAGGAGUUGACAUUGAAGCAUCAAUGACAAGAUAUGCUUAUUACUUUGUUGGGAUUGGGGCCGCGGUUUUCCUUGUUGCAACAUGCCAAGUCACACUAUUCGUACUGACGGCCACUAGACAGACCAAGCGGAUCAGAGACAAGUACUUCCAUGCGAUCCUCCAUCAGCAGAUGGCAUGGUUCGACACACAUCCUAUUGGAGAACUCAACACUCGACUCACAGAUGACAUAAGCACAAUCAAUGAUGGCCUGGGAGACAAGAUCUGUAUAUUUGUGCAGUUCUUCUGCAGAUUUAUUGCAGGCAUAAUUAUUGGAUUUAUUUACGGUUGGAAGUUGACCCUGGUAAUUUUGGCAGUGAGUCCACUUCUGGCAGGAUCAGCUGGUGUAUGGUCUAAAAUUCUUGCAAACCUAACAAGUAAAGAGCUGACAGCCUAUGCUAAAGCAGGAGCUGUGGCUGAGGAGAUACUUGUGGCCAUUAGGACAGUUGUUGCAUUUAAUGGCCAAAAGAAAGCUCUACAAAAGUACGAAACUAACUUAAUAGAUGCAAAAAACUUUGGAGUGAAGAAAUCUAUUACCACAAAUCUGUCACUAGGGAUAACACAGUUCUUCAUAUUAGGAACAUAUGCUCUCGCCUUUUGGUAUGGCACAAAGCUGGCAGUGGAUGAACCAGACAACUAUACAAUUGGAAGAGUCCUCACUGUAUUCUUUUCAGUGAUGAUUGGGGCAUUCUCUCUGGGUCAGGGUGCUCCCAACUUGGAGAGUGUUGCUAAAGCCCGUGGUGCUGCAUACGCCAUCUACAAUACGAUUGAUAUGCCUCGUCCCAUUGACAGCAGUUCAAAGGAAGGCUACAAACCCGACAGUGUGAAAGGGGACAUUGAAUUCAAAAACAUUCAUUUCAGUUACCCAUCCAGAAAGGAUGUCAAGAUCCUUCAGGGUAUGAGCCUAAAAGUAACACAUGGAAAGACAGUUGCUCUGGUCGGGGCCAGCGGUUGUGGGAAGAGCACCACAAUUCAACUGCUGCAACGGUUUUAUGAUCCAGAUCAAGGAGAGGUGACCCUAGAUGGUCGAGAUAUCCGUUCUCUAAAUGUGCGAUGGCUGAGAGAAAACAUGGGCAUUGUGAGCCAGGAGCCUAUACUCUUUGGCACAACUAUUGCCGAGAACAUUCGCUUUGGCCGUGAGGAUGCCACUGAUGAAGACAUAGAACGGGCUGUAAAAGAGGCCAAUGCAUAUGAAUUCAUCUCCAAACUACCCGAGAAGUUAAACACAAUGGUGGGAGAGCGUGGGGCUCAGCUGAGUGGUGGGCAGAAGCAAAGGAUCGCCAUUGCUCGUGCUUUAGUCAAAAACCCCAAAAUCCUCUUGUUGGAUGAAGCAACAUCAGCCCUGGACACACAAAGUGAAGCUAUUGUUCAGGCUGCUUUAGAUAAGGCAAGAGCUGGCCGAACCACCAUAGUGAUUGCUCACCGGCUAUCAACGAUCCGUACUGCUGAUAUAAUUGCUGGCUUCAAAGAUGGUCAGGUGGUGGAGCAUGGGACUCAUAAGGAGCUCAUGAGCAAGAAGGGAGUCUAUUACUCUCUUGUCACACAACAGUCACAGGGAAGUCCAGAUGAUGAUGAUGAUUAUGAUGAUGAUGAUGAAGAAAAUGAUGAGGGAGAAACAUUUGAGUUCUCUGACAGUUCUGAUGACCUGACGGAAGUCACAAUUGAAACAGGUGAACUUGAGAGAAAUUCAAUAAGACGAAGCAUGACUCUUCAAAGGAGAUCAUCAAAAAGGAAUUCAAAGAAGUCCAAAUCUAAGAAAGAAAAGAAGGAAAAAGAAAAGGUUACAGAUGUCCCUUUCAGCAGGAUUCUGGCUCUGAACAAACCUGAGUGGGCCUACCUGACAGUGGGUGUACUGGCCAGCUUUGUGGGAGGAGCUGUCUACCCUUGUGUCGCUAUCCUCUUUGCCAAAAUCAUUGGUGUAUUUGCUGAAACUGACCCUGAAGUAAAGCGACAGAAGACUCUGAUGUUCUCUCUUUUGUUCCUCCUCCUUGGAGGCGUGUCAUUUGUCACUUAUUUACUUCAGGGCAUAAUGUAUGGCAAGUCUGGGGAAAUUUUAACUAUGAGGCUGAGGAGUCAGUUAUUUAAAGCCGUAUUGAGACAGGAGAUUGGUUGGUUUGAUGACCACAACAAUGCAGUGGGAGUGCUAACCACUAAAUUAGCAACAGAUGCAUCAAUGGUUAAAGGGGCAUCGGGAUCUAGACUGGGCUUGAUUGCCAAUAGUAUCUGUUCCCUAACCAUUGCUGUGAUCAUAGCCUUUAUUUUCUGCUGGCAACUUACCCUUCUCAUUCUUGCCUGUGUGCCAUUCCUCAUUGGAUCCAAUUUCAUCCAGAUGAGAGCUCUGGGAGGUCAUGCGUCCAAAGAUCAGCAUGCACUUGAGAUGUCUGGCAAGAUAUCCACAGAAGCUGUAGAAAACUUCAAGACUGUGGUUGCAUUGACAAAAGAAGAUGUCUUCCUCCACAAGUUUACUGAAAGCCUCAGUAAACCAUAUCGGUCUGCUCUAUGUAAAGCCCCCACCUAUGGACUCACCUUUGCUAUUUCUCAAGCAAUUCCUUACUUGGUUAAUGCUGCAAUUUUCCGUUUUGGAGCCUGGUUGAUUGCACAUUGCUACACUGAAUUUGAGAAUGUUUUCCUGGUUUUUUCUGUUAUUGUAUUUGCCGCCAUGAGUGUCGGCCAGUCCUCGUCAUUCGCCCCAGAUUUUGCCAAAGCUAAAGCUGCAACUGGGAGAAUCUUAGACUUACUUGCAAAGGUACCUGAGAUUGACAUCUACAACGAGGCAGGGGAAAGACCAGCAAGCUUUAAGGGAGACAUAGAGUUCUGUGAUGUGCACUUUUCAUACCCAACACGUCCAAACAUGAAGAUUCUGCAAGGCCUAAACGUAUCAGUGGCUCAAGGACAGACACUGGCACUGGUGGGAGGCAGUGGCUGUGGGAAAAGUACCUCAGUUCAACUGCUGGAGCGCUUCUACAGCACUUCCAGUGGGCAUGUGCUAAUGGAUGGGGUGGAUACGAAGAAAUUGAAUCUUGCUUGGCUGCGCUCUCAGCUGGGUCUGGUCUCUCAGGAACCUACCCUGUUUGAUUGCACUAUAACUGAAAACAUCCAGUAUGGAGACAACAGCCGUGUUGUCAGCCAGGAAGAAGUUGAGGAGGCUGCUAAGAAUGCUAAUAUCCAUAACUUUAUUCUUGACCUGCCAGAGAAAUACAACACACGGGUGGGAGAUAAAGGCACUCAGUUGUCUGGCGGCCAGAAACAGAGGAUAGCAAUUGCUCGGGCUUUGGUCCGACGACCUAAAGUGCUGCUACUGGAUGAAGCCACUUCAGCCUUGGACACAGAGAGUGAAAAGAUUGUGCAGAAAGCUCUAGAUGAUGCUCGUCAGGGUCGCACGUGCAUCGUCAUCGCUCACCGAUUAACCACUAUCCAGAAUGCUGACAUCAUAGCAGUCAUUCAGAAUGGCAAGGUGGUUGAGCAAGGCACACACAGCCAGCUACUUGCCACACAAGGAGCAUACCAUGCCCUUGUAAAUGCCCAAGUCUCCCACUAACUGUUCUUGUAUUUUUUAAGAAUCUGCGUGACAUGCAACAUCAUAUUUAGCAAAAUCAUAUGUGCACGCCUAUGUCUAGAGUAUUACUUAUUACUGCUAUAAUAAAAUGUAAUUAUUUCCUAUGCCUGACAAAAAAUCAGUACAGUACUGAGGGUAUAUGACUUAAGAUUACAAAUAUAACAUUUUUGUAGAACUAUAUAUGUGUACAGAAAUUAUAGCUCAGGGUAUGGUCCUGAUGUAAUCAGUAUAAACAAAAUAUAUUUGGUUUACAAGUAUUUGUUUUUAUAUAUAUUGAUUGAAAAUUUGAAGAAUGUUACAUAAAUUAAGGUGCUUAUAGUACCUUAUUUCCAACAUACAUUAAUCACACUAAACUACAUAAACUACAUAGCUGAUAGUUUGUGGACACCUUACCAUUAUAUACAGUAUAUACAUCUCCUCCAUCUCCUGUUGCCACAAUGUUGAAGGCACACAUUAGUCUAUGCUGUGGUAUUAAGAUUUCCAUUUACUGAAUCUUAGGAGUCUAUCUUAAACAAGUUCCUGUGCACAAAACAUGCUUUGCUAUACUGUACUGUUCAUGAUAACUAUUUAUUCUGUACCCAUCUAUGUAUAUGAGGUUGUUUGUAAAUUAAUUGGGACUUUUUAUGAAAAUUUGUAAAUGUUUUGUAAGUAUGAUUGUACCAAACAUAAAUAAUAUUUUAUAGCA
Messenger RNA from Clarias gariepinus (North African catfish), 4805 nucleotides. It is a transcript of the gene abcb5, whose product is annotated as ATP-binding cassette, sub-family B (MDR/TAP), member 5. Gene Ontology annotation, molecular function: ABC-type transporter activity; ATP binding; ATP hydrolysis activity. Gene Ontology annotation, cellular component: membrane. Gene Ontology annotation, biological process: transmembrane transport. The transcript has 29 exons. The record is from RefSeq and is a predicted model, not a curated record. Lineage: Eukaryota; Metazoa; Chordata; Actinopteri; Siluriformes; Clariidae. The coding region runs from base 113 to 4102 and encodes 1329 amino acids.